AUGGAAUUUACCGAAUGCAAAACUGUCCUUUUUCAUUUGCCAGAAAAAAGUUUUUUCUACGAUAUUUUUAUCAAAGUAUAUGAUUUCUACCAUCCCAUCCAUGCCUAUCUAUCAAUUUUCCUUUGCGUGUUGGGCACCAUUGCCAACUUCUGCAAUAUCGUUGUACUCACAAGGAGAACAAUGCGAACACCAGUCAAUAUGAUUCUAACAGCAAUGGCGUCUUGUGAUACUGUAGUGUUAUUUUCCAAUUUAAUCUACACUACACACUAUUCGUUUGUCGCUUUCAAAUUUUGUCAUCCGAAACAUUGGUCAUAUUCAUGGGCCUUAUUUCUGAUUGCUCAUGCUCAUCUUUCUCUAGUUGCACAUUCUUCAAGUGUAUGGUUAUCAGUAAUGCUUGCUCUCAUUCGAUAUGUAACUCUGAGGAGUAGGGGGAAUAUGGGUGGAAUGCAAGUGACACUGAAACAUUCAUAUUAUGCAGUAGCUGUGACAGUAUCACUGGUAGCAGUGCUGAAUGCUCCCAACUUUUUAAAUUAUAAGAUCAAUGAGCAACCACUAAAUGAAACAUGCAGUGAUCUGGAUCCUAAAUACUGGAAUUCUCCUGCGUAUCUACCUGGAAUAGCAGAUAUUGCAAAAGCCAAUAGUUGUUUGGUUUUCCGAUUAUCAUAUUGGAUAUCCGGUCUGGUAUUCAAGUUGUUACCAUGCGGACUACUGUCGUUGUUUGUUUGGCUGCUUCUGAGGAUUUUAAGAGAAGUGCGUGAGAAUCGACAACGACUUUUGAAGAAUUCACAACACCGACCUCCGAACCAGACGACGACUCGAAAUGGUCAGAGAUUGAGCAUUUCGGUGGCUGGAAAUGAAAAACUGGGACGGAACGGAAGCUUACGGGGAAGAGGAGAACGGGUUGACAGGACAACUCAUAUGCUUUUGGCUAUUGUAGCAGUUAUGCUGAUGACUGAAUUACCACAAGGAAUUAUGGCAGUGCUAUCUGGAAUGCUGUCUGAGGAGUUUAGAAUUUAUAUCUACAACAACUUGGGUGACAUUCUGGAUUUAUUCUCUCUUUGCGGAUCCUGCUGUUCUUUCAUCAUCUACUGCUCAAUGAGUGGACAAUUUAGAAACGAAUUCCAUCGUGUCUUCAUUCCAACCAAAAUGAAGUGCCUCCGAAUGCCAUCACCCUCGAUUCGCCGCCCAUCCGAUGCUUACAGUACCACUAAAAUGACUUUUCUGAAACCAAAUGAAAAGAUGAACGGAAACGGCAACGGAAACUAUUCGGAUGAUACAAGGUCAGCAAGUGUGAAAAUGGUCGGAGUCCAAGUGCGACGAAAUAGCACUGAAAUAACUCGAAUGACUGGAUGUGAUUCUUUGACUCCUUGCUCACCAAUGCCCGCUUCAUUCCCAUCGUCUCCACUUCCACCUAUUCGAAGUGGAGAUGACGAACCGACUGAUGAGACAUCACAUCUUCUCAACAAUUCUGGACCCAACUCAACAGCCAGUGCUGAUGGUAUUCAUGGACACUUUCAGAACAUCUAA
This is a messenger RNA of Caenorhabditis briggsae, 1527 nucleotides long. RefSeq names its product Protein CBR-DMSR-1 (gene Cbr-dmsr-1). Gene Ontology annotation, molecular function: G protein-coupled peptide receptor activity. Gene Ontology annotation, biological process: G protein-coupled receptor signaling pathway. Bases 1 to 1527 code for a protein of 508 amino acids. Lineage: Eukaryota; Metazoa; Nematoda; Chromadorea; Rhabditida; Rhabditidae. Gene Ontology annotation, cellular component: membrane. The transcript is spliced from 6 exons. The record is from RefSeq and is a predicted model, not a curated record.